AAUAAUCGAUAACUUUCAUUUAUCUCCAAUUAAUUGAUUUAUUGUUUAUUGCAACAGGCCUAUUCCUCUAGUUUCUUCUGUCGCCUUCUCCUCUUCUCUGAUGUGUGAAACCCAAACGGGCCAGCUGAAAAUUGCUUCAUGUCCUGAGCUGUGAUUGGACAGCCGGGGCCUGGGGGCGGGGCCAGAGUGAGGUGACUUCCUGUUGAGUGAAUAAGGGGAACUGGGCCAGCCCUGACAUGUUACUGGCUGCUGUCUCUACCAAGACCGUCAGAGCAGAACCAGGCAGGAGAAAAGCCAACAGAACCAGGUCCGGUCCGCCUGAGCUGGGCUGCUUACCGGUUCUGAACCCGGCAGGAGUCCUUCACAGCUGUGGCAGUACGUGUGGAUCAGAGGGAGCAGCUGGACUCAGAGCGGUCCUCACAGAGACACACAGUCCCCUGACACACACACAGCCACAUCUGGAGAACAUCAGCAGAGUGGGCGGUUCUGGUCCUGGGCGGGGUGGCUGGAUCGGAUCAGACCGCUGCCAGUUCUCGCACUGAAUCAGCUGCUUCCCCGUCGGGUUCUGGUGGUUUCUGGGACCGGUUCUGGUCCGGUAGCUCUCAGGGGAGGAGGAGUCUGCAGCUGGACCAUGAAGCGUCUCGUUGGGACUCUGCUGUUGGUGUCCGUCCUGCCGUCCCUCUGCAGCGUCUCUCUGCCUCCAGACACUGAAUGCGGCAUGUCCUACCGUCUACGAGCCUUUCGGGUGACGACCAGGUGUAAUCUGACCACCCUAAAGCAGAAGCAGGUGAAGGAGAUCCAGGCUUCGACCACCAACCUGGUGCUGCCGAUCAUCUACCUGUUGACCUUCUGCAUCGGUCUGCCCACCAACCUGUUGGCUCUCUGUAUUCUCGUGUUCCGGACCAAACGUCGGCCGUCGACCACGCUUCUCAUCAACCUGACUGUGAUAGACUGCUUGCUGUUCCUGGUUCUGCCGUUUCGGAUCGUCUACCACUUCCGGGGGAACCAUUGGGAGCUGGGAGAGCCUCUCUGCCGGAUCGUCAUGGCGAUGCUUUACGGGAACAUGUACAGUUCGGUCUGGUCCCUGGCCUUCGUGGCUGUGGACCGGUACGUGGCUGUGGUUCACCCGUUUGGCGCGAAGAGUUUGCGCAGCCGGCGGUGGUCUCUGGGCCUGACGGCCGCGGUGUGGAUGGUGAUGCCGGCCGCCAUGUUGCCUUUGCUGCUAUCCCGGCAGACUUACCCUCUGGACGACCCCGACAUCACCACCUGCCAUGACGCGCUGCCCGAGAGCGUGCAGGAGAACUACUUCCUGCCGUACUUCGCCACGCUGUUUGCCACCUGCUUCCUGCUGCCCUUCAUCAUCAUGAUGUUCUGCCAUAGCGCCAUACUGCGCACCCUGCUGGCUGAAGGCAGGAAGUACUGUCACGCCAUCAGGGUAACGCUUCUGAUGAUUCUGGUGUUCGUGGUGUCCCUGCUGCCCUGUAACGUCCUCCUGAUCCUGACCUACAGCGACAGCUGGCCGGACGGUGAGGACCUGUACGGCCCCUACAUGAUGAGCCUGGCCUUCAGCACCUUCAACAGCUGCUUCCACCCCGGCAUCCUCUACUUCGUCUCCAGAGAUUUCAGAGAAAGAACCAGGAACGCUCUGUGCUGCAUCCCUGACAUGGAGGACAAACCGUCCUCUCGGGGGACACACACCUCCUCGUCAGCUGGACAGAGGUCAAAGGUCACUCUGCUGGCCAUGACAAGUUACAGGGGACGCCUGACCCAGCAGCCAGAGGUCAACAUGAUGACAUGACAGUAAGCUGAUGCCGGAAAAGAAAUAGUUAUUGGAUUUUUUAUUAUUGAACCGUUUUUACUAUAAACAAAACUGGAGAAAAAAUGUUUUCUGUGUCAAAACAUUUUGUACGUAGCAGCGCACAUGUGUCCAUCCUGGACCUAAUCAUAGGCGUAAAUACCUGGGGGGUCGG
Molecule: messenger RNA, 1970 nt
Organism: Gambusia affinis (western mosquitofish)
Lineage: Eukaryota; Metazoa; Chordata; Actinopteri; Cyprinodontiformes; Poeciliidae
Product: proteinase-activated receptor 4
Biological process (GO): thrombin-activated receptor signaling pathway; positive regulation of Rho protein signal transduction; phospholipase C-activating G protein-coupled receptor signaling pathway
Cellular component (GO): membrane
Molecular function (GO): thrombin-activated receptor activity
Source: RefSeq, a predicted model, not a curated record